UUGGAAAAAGUUGCACAGAGGGAAUUAUCAACCAAUUGUCAUCCAUUGAAUAAGGAAGACUUGGACCCUCCCUUCUCUGCCCCCACCUCCUUCAGCUGUGCACACCUGCUUUGCUUUGGCUGAACACGUUUUUAGUGCAAUUACACUCCGGCCUUGAGAGCUGCACUACAGAAGCCCCCACCCCCACAACCCCCUGGAUUUGGGAGAAAAAUACUCAAAACAGGUCUUUUGAAAGUGUGUUGACUAGAAGACCAGAAAGAUGAAACUGGCCAUACUACUUCUGCUAUUGGCCACAGCCUGCUGUGCAAAACCUUUUUUCCAAUCAGGCAUAUUUGAUUUUAUGAUGGAUGAAGGUUCUGGUUUUCCUACUGAUCCAGUGAUUGAGACUACUGUAAAAACGCCCCACACUUUGGAACCUGAACUUCCUCUUCCUCCAGAACUUGUCUGUCCAUUUAGAUGUCAAUGCCAUCUGCGAGUCAUCCAGUGUUCUGAUUUAGGUUUAAUCCAUGUGCCUGAUAAGAUUCCAACAGACACUACACUUCUAGACCUACAGAACAACAAAAUCACAGAGAUCAGAGAGAAUGAUUUUAAGGAAUUAAAGAUUCUUCAUGCUCUUAUCCUUGUAAACAACAAAAUCACAAUCAUCCAUCCAAAAGCCUUCAUUCCUCUGGGAAAGCUGCAGAGACUCUAUUUGUCAAAGAACAUGUUGAAAGAAAUGCCAGUCAACAUGCCUAAAAGCCUGCAAGAGUUGCGAGUUCAUGAGAACGAUAUCUCUAAAAUCAAGAAAUCGUCCUUUGAAGGAAUGGCCCACGUCAUUGUUAUGGAACUGGGCUCAAACCCACUCAAGAGUGCAGGAAUUGACAGUGGAGCAUUUCUGGAUCUUAAAAGACUGUCUUACAUCCGUAUUUCUGAUACCAACAUUACUGCAAUUCCCAAAGGUCUUCCAAGCUCUUUGUCUGAACUCCAUCUUGAUGGCAACAAAAUUUCUAAAGUAGAUGCUGAUAAUCUUAAGGGUCUCAACAAUCUGGCUAAGCUGGGUCUGAGCUACAAUCAAAUAGGCUCCGUGGAGAAUGAAACCCUUACCAAUGUUCCUCACUUGAGAGAACUGCAUCUGGAUAACAAUCUACUUACAGGCGUCCCUCCAGGUCUGCCAGAGCACAAGUACAUACAGGUGGUCUACCUUCACAACAACAAGAUUGCUGCAGUGGGCACGGAAGACUUCUGCCCUCCCAGCUACAACACAAAGAAGGCAAUGUAUUCUGGAAUCAGCCUUUUCAGCAAUCCAGUGCCAUAUUGGGAAGUGCAGCCCAUCACCUUCCGCUGUGUCUUUGAUCGCUCUGCCAUUCAGCUAGGAAAUUACAGGAAAAAAUAAAUCAUUAAAGAGUUAAGCUCACUCCCCACCCCUACCUGCUCUCCCAGUGAGACAGAACAAAAAAUGAAAGACUGACCAUUUGUACUAUAUAGAUCAAAUUGCUGAAAUCUGGUUUAUUUUGAUUUAAGAAAAGGGUAUAAAAAUUUAUUAUAAAUAAGGCAAAUUAAUGUCUCAAUUCACAGACAGAGUUAAGCUUUCAAUAGAAUUCCUGCUGCAUUUAAUUGGUAGCUGAUGGUACCCUGUAUAAUUGCAUUAGGAUUUUUAUACCUGUGUAGUGAUGGAUUAUGUGUACACCUUUGUUUGCAUACUGUUGUUUUUUUUAACUCUGUGGAAGGUAGAGAGCACUUCAUCCUGUUCCUUUUGAGUAUGUCUUUUGCAAGCCUGCUUCUUUGUGGGGUUUUCUGUGUUUAGUUUUCCACAAUGUUUAGCACCUGUUUUUUUAAUGACCACUGUAAUGUCCCCUUUGAAACCAGAAUGCAGAAUGAAUCAUGGUUGUCACAGCUUAGAAUAAUGGAAUAAACAACACAAUGUAUGUAUACGGCAAUGCUGUCAUGGAGGCUAUCGGCAUGGCUUUUACGGUAUAUUUUGCUGAUCUUCAUUGAAAUGUAAAUGAGAGAAUAUAUCUUAAAGCUGUUUAGUAAAA
Molecule: messenger RNA, 2015 nt
Organism: Erpetoichthys calabaricus (reedfish)
Lineage: Eukaryota; Metazoa; Chordata; Cladistia; Polypteriformes; Polypteridae
Gene: dcn
Product: decorin
Exons: 8
Coding region: 260-1372 (370 amino acids)
Molecular function (GO): protein binding
Source: RefSeq, a predicted model, not a curated record